Galeopterus variegatus (Sunda flying lemur) is the source of this 1199-nucleotide messenger RNA. Its product is annotated as exocyst complex component 6B-like. NCBI's taxonomy places the organism in Eukaryota, Metazoa, Chordata, Mammalia, Dermoptera, Cynocephalidae. The coding region runs from base 1 to 615 and encodes 204 amino acids. The record is from RefSeq and is a predicted model, not a curated record. Gene Ontology annotation, cellular component: exocyst; membrane. Gene Ontology annotation, biological process: intracellular protein transport; Golgi to plasma membrane transport; exocytosis. The transcript is spliced from 6 exons.
AUGAGGUCUGUUUAUGAUGGGGAGGAACAUGGACGAUUCAUGGAGAAGCUUGAAACUCGCAUCCGCAAUCAUGACCGAGAAAUUGAAAAAAUGUGCAACUUUCAUUACCAGGGCUUUGUAGAUUCUAUAACUGAACUGCUGAAAGUGAGAGGAGAAGCCCAGAAACUCAAAAAUCAAGUGACGGAUACUAAUAGAAAACUACAACAUGAGGGAAAGGAACUGGUAAUAGCAAUGGAAGAGCUGAAGCAGUGUCGACUACAACAGAGAAAUAUUUCUGCUACUGUUGAUAAAUUAAUGCUGUGUCUUCCAGUCUUAGAGAUGUACAGCAAACUGAGGGAUCAGAUGAAAACUAAAAGGCAUUAUCCUGCACUGAAAACACUGGAACAUCUAGAACAUACCUAUCUGCCUCAAGUGAGCCACUAUCGAUUUUGCAAGGUGAUGGUGGACAACAUCCCCAAGCUUCGAGAAGAAAUUAAGGAUGUUUCUAUGUCUGAUCUCAAAGACUUUCUGGAGAGCAUCCGCAAACAUUCAGACAAAAUUGGAGAGACUGCCAUGAAGCAAGUAGGUCUUGUGUUUAUGAUAGGUUGGCCGGUGGCUUUUCAAGUAUUCAGUUAAACACAGGUUUCUUUUUGCCAGGUGUCUUAAUUGUUUCUUAUAAAUUUCUUUUCAAGGAGAGUCCUUCAUCCUUAUGGGAACACAUGAUUAAGAAAUAUUUUUUGUUUUCUUGACAGAGCAAUGAGCUAUUGAUUAGUAUAUUGUUUUGCUCUGUGGCUGUUCAGUAAUUGCUGAUAGAUUGUGAUGAUUUUUAUUGGGGAUUUGAAGAACUUUUUCUGUUUUUCUAUACUUUCCUUGACUUGAUAUGAUUUGAAGCCCAAGAUAUUUUAAAGUUCUCUUUCUAGUUAGUGACCUAAAUUUUGUUGCAUGUGCCUUUGGCUGAUUAUUUACUAUGUAAGCAAGAUGUCAUGUUAUAUAUGAUAUUUCUGAUAUUAACAGAAAUAUUAUAAAAAAGACCUAUUGAGAAAUGGUGUGAAUUAUGAUCAUAGAAGGGGAUUUAUUUGUGGCUUGUUCAAUUAACAAAUAUGUUAGAAAUAUUUAGAUUUUUAAAAACAAAUAUCUUCAUCUCUAUGUUACCAAAGCCACAAGGAAUAUCUGCGUUUCUUUGGUCAUUAUGAAUAAAAUAGCAGUAAUGAUUUGCAGUA